Molecule: messenger RNA, 869 nt
Organism: Brassica oleracea var. oleracea
Lineage: Eukaryota; Viridiplantae; Streptophyta; Magnoliopsida; Brassicales; Brassicaceae
Exons: 6
Coding region: 127-705 (192 amino acids)
Biological process (GO): positive regulation of ATP-dependent activity; protein folding
Cellular component (GO): cytosol
Molecular function (GO): ATPase activator activity; protein-folding chaperone binding
Source: RefSeq, a predicted model, not a curated record
AAAGAUUCGUAAGAAAAUAAUAGAAAAUUUUGGUUCUGAGAGGCUAGAAAGUUCCGGAGACAUCGGAGGAACCCUAGAUUAAAUGAGAAGGAGAGAGUGAGGAGAGGAGAGAGAGAGAGUAAAAUCAUGGAGGAGGAGAAGAAGAAAGAGGGAUCGUAUAGGUACUGGGUGAGAGAAGCCACAGCGGACGCAGCUCCUCCUCCUCCGCCACAGAAGCUCACCAACAACGACGUCGUCGCUUCCAAUGCUCCUGCCCUCGGCUCCCUAUGGAAUCAGGCUGGCACUUGGGAGGAAAAAAAUAUCACGAAAUGGGCCACUGAUCGAUUAAAGGAGCUGCUGGUGUCAGUGGGUUCAUUGCAAUUCUCUUCUGGAAAAGCUGAGAUUAUAGAUGUUAACAGAUGUGUUGGAGAUGCUUUCUUGGUCACAGUCCGGAACAAGAAAAGAGUUGGCUAUACUUACGAGCUUUCCCUCAAAGUCCAAGGAGAGUGGUCUUUUGAAGAGGACACGAAAAAGGUGAAGGGGAGUCUCGACAUUCCUGAGUUCUCAUUCGGCGAGCUUGAUGAUCUUGAGGUGAACGUGAAGCUCAGUGAAGACAAAGAGCUUUCCCAGAAACUGAAGCAGCAAGUUGGGUUGGAUAUGAAGCAGUUCCUGGAGCCUAUACGCCUGAAACUUGGCCAGUUCGAGCAGGAACUCAAAGAUCGAUAGUGAUUGUUUCUUUCCAUUUCAUAUUAGCAAUUUUCUGUUGGCAUCGAGAACUUGGUUAAAACAUAACACUGUAUCUUACAGUUUACCUUGAAUUCAUGCUUCAUCUGUUUACCAACACUUCCACGUUUAUUGUCUAAAUUCAGUUCAUCAAUGAACUUUUAGUC